Messenger RNA from Pseudomyrmex gracilis, 1359 nucleotides. RefSeq names its product allatostatin C-like. Bases 47 to 325 code for a protein of 92 amino acids. The record is from RefSeq and is a predicted model, not a curated record. Lineage: Eukaryota; Metazoa; Arthropoda; Insecta; Hymenoptera; Formicidae. The transcript is spliced from 3 exons.
GAGCAUUUUUUAGUCGGAAGAAUCAAUCGAUAUGAAUAAUUGAAAGAUGUCAGUACGAAGUGCAUUCGCAUUGGUAUUAUUGCUUUUUAUUUUGGUGGAAUGGUCGCAGUCGAUGCCAACGAUGGAUAAAGAUAAAGACAGAUUUUUGAAGAAUGUAGACUUGAUAGACGACGACGGCAGCAUCGAGACAGCCCUAAUAAAUUACCUGUUCACCAAGCAGAUCGUCAAGCGCUUGCGCAAUCAGAUGGACAUCGGCGAUUUACUGCGUAAACGAAGUUACUGGAAGCAAUGCGCCUUCAACGCCGUGUCCUGUUUCGGCAAAUAGAUACGUAGUGGAAUGAAAAAAAGAGCAAUGCACACCACCAAGAGGAAACGCACCACCGUCAGAAAGUUCAGAAAACUGAAAUUCCAAGAUUUUUAAGGAACGCUUUGAAUUUUUAUUUCUGAACAAAUAUCAAACCUUAAUAUUGAUAAUAAUUUCUAAUCAUUUGUUUGUAUAGAAUGUUACGCAUAAUAAUUACAAAACAACAUUAAAAAUUCGAUUUCCAAGGAGUAAUUCAGUUUGUCCAGACAGCAGACAAUCCGAAGUAACUGAUCGAAACAUUAUUAAUUUUGGUAGGAAUAUAUCUUGCAAACAUAACUUUUAGCACAAGAAAGAGAUAAGUUUAUAAGUUUAGGACACGAUUAUUUAUACAUAGCUAUAUUAUCAAACUUUCCAACUCUAUAAGGUGUACGGCGAGAAACGAUAAAGAAAAAAAACAUACUCUAUCACACUAUCUUGCAAACUAGUUGACUUAAAGCUUUCAAGAAUAAAGUAGCUGCAAAAGUCUUGCUGGCUGUUUGCGAACUCCUUUGCAUCGAUGUUCCUGACGAAGAUAAUAAGUGUAAAAUAGAAGUUUAAAGAGAAUAUACACACAUACAAAAACUCUAUAUUAUAACGUUAAACGUAAAACUAUCAAUAUAAGAGUGUGAAAAAGGGUCGAAAGAAAUCAAAGGAUGCAAUCGUCCGCGAAUAACAUAUCAGAGGAUAUCAGGGAACACAUGCUACGCCUGUUUUAAAACAAGUAUUUCGUAGAGGUGUUUUUUCCUCUUCUUUUAACGCGAACGAAAUUUCUAAUUCUUUCCGGUAUUGUAUCUGUUGAACUUCAUAUGUUUUAUAUUUCUACUGCCUCUAUUCUUUAGUAUGGCGUAUUGUACAAUCUACCACUAAUAUAAUCCACAUUUAGCGCGCUGUUUGUAAAACGUCAAUAUGUGUUUAAUGAAUGCGUAAUCUCUCAUUUGUUUGUUGUCAGUGUCUCUCGUCUGUGUAUACGUUAAAACUGUGCAUAUUCUAUGAAUAAUUAAACUGUUAUAAUUGAA